Messenger RNA from Coccinella septempunctata (seven-spotted ladybird), 740 nucleotides. Its product is annotated as dynein light chain Tctex-type protein 2B. Gene Ontology annotation, molecular function: dynein intermediate chain binding. NCBI's taxonomy places the organism in Eukaryota, Metazoa, Arthropoda, Insecta, Coleoptera, Coccinellidae. Gene Ontology annotation, cellular component: cytoplasm; cytoplasmic dynein complex. The transcript is spliced from 6 exons. The record is from RefSeq and is a predicted model, not a curated record. Gene Ontology annotation, biological process: microtubule-based movement. The coding region runs from base 33 to 740 and encodes 235 amino acids.
AUAGUCGUAAGAUUAUUUGAGUCUGUAUUAUUAUGGCUGAUGAAAAGGAUGAUCCUGCGGCAACCCCAACAACAGAAGUCAAUGAGCAAGCAGGUGCAACUUCUGCAGUCCCAGCAGCGACAGCCGUUCAAGAUAUUGUUCAGCCCUUAAAAGACGCUGAACAUGAGAAACUUCAUUCCACCCAGGCGAAGACAGAAACUUUAGAAUUAGCUGGAAGGAAAAGAAGUAUAGAUGAGAAAAAGAAAGAAUCGCUAGGAGCCAGACGGAGUACAUUGAAAGAAAGAACAGAUUCUUUAAACAGCAGAGCGAAGAUUGUUCUUGGAAGUAUAAUAUCCAUCAAGAAAUCUGAUACGGUCGGCGAUUUCGGAGGCGAAAGAGGAAAAUCAGCUCGUUACAUGAAUACUUACAAAUUGGACUCUGAGAAACCAUUCAAUCCAGAGAAAGUGAAAAAAAUUUUGGAGGAAAUUCUACUCGAAGCUCUUGAAGGACCAUACGAUGAAGUAAAGUGUCCACUGAAAGCUAAACAAGCAUCUGCUGCUAUUCGUGCUAAAGUUAAGGAAUUGGAAUUCGAUAGAUAUAAAUUGGUCUGCCUCGUAACAAUUGGAGAGAAGCAUAAUCAAGAUGUAAUGAUUGCCUGUAGAUUUCUCUGGGAUGUCGAAAGAGAUCGAUUUGCCAUGUUCUCCCAUGAAACUAGUCAUGUAUUUGGGGUAGCGCUAUGUUUUGGUCUAUACUAUGAAUAA